AUGUGCCCCCAGCGCUACGCGGGCGUGCUGGCUGCUGUGAACAUUGAGUACAGGUGGGCUGAGGCGCUGCUAGGCAAGGCGUACGCCGACAAGAUCCUUCAGAUCCAGGAGGGCGACCAAGCUAGCAGCAGCAGCAGAUCGCGCAGCCGCAACGGCAAGGGGCAGGUCCGCACUGAGGCCAUCGCAGCCCUGCUGGCGCUCGUUAACCCACACCCUACCCCCAAGGAUAGGGAGGCCUUCCGCAAACGCCUGACAGUAGCCACGCGCUGGUACAGGGUCGCUGAGGGAUUAGGCUGGGGCACGCUCAUGCUCAUGCCGUACGACAAGAUUGCAAGCUCCUGGAUCGAGUCCACAGUCCGCGCCUGGGGCCUAGAUGCCUGGAUUGAGCUGGUGAAGAAGAUUCGCCCAGACGUCUGCGCUGCGAGCAAGGCGCUUAAGAACUGGCUAGGGCUAGAAGGCAUUGCUGGGUGUCCUAUCGGCGAAAAAGAGAUGCUAGGCAUUAAGGCAGACGCGCCGACAGCGAGCUGUGCAAUUAAGGAGAUUCUUGACAGCGAAGAUGACGACAACAGCGUUGUUGAGCUGUCACAGGCACACGCAAGCCCAGUGAGCUCUAUCGCAGAUACGCCGCUGCGCCAGAUGACGCUGCUAGAGUUGUUCUACCCUGUAGACGAAGUAUAA
Ascochyta rabiei is the source of this 678-nucleotide messenger RNA. RefSeq lists its product as uncharacterized. Bases 1 to 678 code for a protein of 225 amino acids. The transcript is spliced from 2 exons. The record is from RefSeq and is a predicted model, not a curated record. Lineage: Eukaryota; Fungi; Ascomycota; Dothideomycetes; Pleosporales; Didymellaceae.